This is a messenger RNA of Aspergillus fumigatus Af293, 219 nucleotides long. RefSeq lists its product as uncharacterized. NCBI's taxonomy places the organism in Eukaryota, Fungi, Ascomycota, Eurotiomycetes, Eurotiales, Aspergillaceae. The record is from RefSeq and is a predicted model, not a curated record.
AUGCAAUUCAGCUCCUUACCGUUUUGCCGCUGGCGGCGGUUGCUUUUGCUCAAUGCGAUGACGAUGUGGCAGUGCCAAAAGCUGUGUCUCUAUUGUCCCAGCAGGGAUUUCUUCCUUUUGAUUGAUCCGUAUGAACUUGUGGAUGGCAAGCUGGACUGUUAUGUCAACUUCUACUUGCUUGAGCCUUGCUCAAUUAUUAAUGGUAGAGUUGAACGUUAG